AUGGACAAUUGUCCUAUGGGUCAUAGAGCUACCCAAAUGGGCCCAAUGCUCUGGAUGUCACUAUGGGGCCAUGUACUAAGGAUAGUUGUUGGGCCCAAUAUCAAGAAUCCCAAUGGCUAUAUGUUGGGCCCAAUGCGGGUCAGGAUAGGUUAUGGGCCCAAUGUUGGGGCCAAUUCAAUUUCUGUCACUAAUGGCUAUAUGUUGGGCCCAAUGGUCAAAGCAUUGUAUGAUGGGCCCAAGGGCUUGGGAAUGCCAAUGAUUUUACCGGGAAUUUUUCACCAAGAGUUUGGGGUAUUUCAAGUGGGAAUCGUGGGGUUUGGCGGAACUUUCGGGGGUGUCGGAACUUGCGGGGUUUAG
This is a messenger RNA of Laccaria bicolor S238N-H82, 357 nucleotides long. RefSeq names its product GPI-anchored small secreted protein. The transcript is spliced from 3 exons. The coding region runs from base 1 to 357 and encodes 118 amino acids. The record is from RefSeq and is a predicted model, not a curated record. Lineage: Eukaryota; Fungi; Basidiomycota; Agaricomycetes; Agaricales; Hydnangiaceae.